Molecule: messenger RNA, 1284 nt
Organism: Pyrus x bretschneideri (Chinese white pear)
Lineage: Eukaryota; Viridiplantae; Streptophyta; Magnoliopsida; Rosales; Rosaceae
Product: mediator of RNA polymerase II transcription subunit 32-like
Exons: 4
Coding region: 348-782 (144 amino acids)
Biological process (GO): cold acclimation; root development; leaf senescence
Cellular component (GO): mediator complex
Source: RefSeq, a predicted model, not a curated record
UAGGAUUAAAAACGAGUUUUAUGUUUGAAAGCUAAAAAUAAGUUCGUCUCUCCCUAUAGCCCAUCGAAUCCAAGCCCUCUUCAUAUCUUCUGAAUUUCUUUGUUUCUUCUUCUCAGUUGUAAAUAUUUCCGCUUCUUCGAAUUUCUGAAUCUUCAAUAACAAUCGGCAGCUUACUCACCAGCUCGGAACAUAAAAUCGGGGAUCUUAUAACAGAUCUGGUGGCAUAAAAGAAAGCUGCUAUUACUUUAGCCUUUUCCUUGUUGAGUCCUGCUUGGUAUGUGUGGAAACCCCCAUAAAAGGAAGCAUCAUUGACUAUCCUCCUUUUAUUAGGAAGUACGAGCCUCAAAAUGGACAGCAUUGUAGAUUCCCUAAAUAGUGCAUACCAAGAGUUCGUUGUUGCAGCAGCUAAUGUGCUCGAAUCCAAGGAAACUUCUGGUGGCCAGAAAACAGCAGCCACGGAUGCUGCUCUUGAGAAUUUUAAGCAGAAGUGGGAACUUUUCAGAGUCACUUGUGAUCAAGCGGAGGAGUUUGUGGAGUCUGUGAAGCAAAGGAUUGGCUCAGAGUGCCUGGUGGAUGAGGCAACUGGCUUGGUGGCUGGGAAGUCUGGGCACAGCACAACUGGUCUGCCACCCAUUAGUGCGGUUCGGUUGGAACAGAUGAGUAAAGCAGUUCGAUGGCUUGUUAUAGAACUUCAACAUGGCUCUGGAACUGCUGCUGGUACGGCACAUUCUCAUCCGUCAACUCCUUUUGAUGGUAGAUUCUCUGAAGAUUCAGCUCAAUAGGUAUGAAGGUGAUUUGAUUUCUUACCCUGUAUUGAGAGAAGAUAAUAGGAUUCAUUGGAUGCAUUUUUCCGAGCACAAUAUUGACCAUCCCUUCCAAAUGAUUUUGAAUGUAGCUUUUAGGUUUUGCUACUUCCUAAUUUCCUUGUGUAAUUAGGUUGUACUGCAUUGGCUCUUUUAAUAAACUUAGUACUUAAGUAAUGGUGGGGAAGACACAAGAAUUGGUCAUUGAAAGUUAUGCGUAUCAGAUGUGCAGACAUUAGCUCACCUAAAUCAUCAUGAUAUUUGUUCUCGUUUUUGUAUGUAAACAUGUAGGCAUGCAAUCUCUCUGAAGUAGGUGCCUCACUAUUUAUUGUAUUGGCGGCUGCUGUAGAUCUAUUUCUAUAUCUACACAACCUGAAAAUUGUUGUUUCUAAAUGAAUCUGUUGUAUAUUUGUGUUUCAAAUUCUUUCAUCAAAGACAACUGUUGGGCGUACAAUUUCGAAUGGAAAGUCGAAAAUUUAUA